Molecule: messenger RNA, 2415 nt
Organism: Rotaria socialis
Lineage: Eukaryota; Metazoa; Rotifera; Eurotatoria; Philodinida; Philodinidae
Source: the annotation of a GenBank genome assembly
AUGGAUAAAAGCAAAUCAUCCACAACUAGCAGCGCAACUUCUGCCGAAUACAGUGCAAAUGUGUUUUCAGCAGUAUCAAAACAAGCCAUUACUAGCGCCACUGUUGAAGCCUCCUCAGGAGACUUUCGGGCACGACCAAGAAGAAUCGUGCAAAAUUUCCUUUUAGUAUGGCUCGAUGCUAAUAUUGAUGAAGGAAAGGAAGAUUUUCAAAAGUCGCUGGCACAGCUUCGAAAAAUUUUCGUGACAGUAGAACCUUUUACUGACGUUGGGCAAUGUGUUGAUUACCUAACAAGUAUAGAUGAUCAGAAAGUUUAUUUAAUUACCUCUGCGUCACUUGGCCAAAUGGCAGUACCGCUUAUACACGAUAUUGCUCAACUUGAUAAGAUUUUCGUUUUAUGCUCAAACAAAGAUGAACACAAAGUAUGGGCGAAUGAAUGUUCGAAAUCUAUAUGCGCGCAAUUAACAAAGGCGACACAAUCAUGCGACCAUAAUGCAAUACCGAUAAGCUUCAUACCAAAGCGAGAAACGUCAGAAGUAGCAUCCAACAGACAAAAUCUUGACCAAUUACCACCAUCGUACAUGUACUCGAUGAUUUUCAAGGAUAUAAUAUUAGAAAUCGACGACGACGACGACGACGACGACGACGCCAAAUCUAUUAAUACUUUAGUGAUUUAUUUUCGUCAACAAAGGAUUCCUGAAAUACAGAUAAACUUCUUACAGAGUAAUUACCACCAGAAAUCACCAGUUUGGUGGUAUUCGAAAUCAAUGUUUCUCCAUAGUAUGCUCAAUCGUGCCUUGCGAUUGCUCGAUAUGGAAACAAUGAUAAAGUUAGGCUUUUUUAUUCGAAGUCUUCAUCUUCAACUAAAGCAAUUGCAUCAAGAACAGUCGUCAAAUUUCCAACAAGCGUUUACCGUUUAUCGUGGUCAGGAACUCAGUCAACAGGAUUUUCAGAAUCUCUGUAAUUCAAAAGGUGGUCUACUAUCGUUCAACAACUUCUUAUCAACUAGUAAAAAAAAAGAAGUGGCAAUGAACUUUGUUAAUGAUUCACCACACGAAAGUACAGAAAAUGUUAGUGUUAUUUUUAUUAUGACUAUUGAUCAGAGUAAACUCUCAAAUUCGAAUACUCAAUUUGCUAUAAUUGAUAAAUACAGUGCUGUUCCAUCAGAACAAGAAAUACUAUUUACAAUGCACAGUGUUUUUCGCGCCGUUGAAAUUAAACAGAUGGCUGAGAACAGUCGUCUUUGGGAAGCACACUUGACUAUCACUGAUGAAAAUGAUCCACAACUUUCUACUCUCACCGAUCGCAUCAAACAGGAGAUCAACGAUGAAGGAUGGCAUCGAAUGGAUAAAUUGAUGCUCAAAGUGGGACAUUUCGAUCAAGCUGAAGAACUCUACAAUGAAUUACUCAAGAAUGCCUCCACUGAAAGCAAUAGAGCACAUAUCUAUCAACAGCUUGGAAUCUCGAAAAACGAUCAAGGGAAAUACCCAGAAGCAUCUAAAUUUUACGAAAAAUCACUCGAGAUCAAGCGGAAAACUCUAUCAGAAGAUGAUGAUGCAUUGGCUCCUAUUUACAGCAACAUCGGCUCAGUGCAUACAAACAUGGGUGAAUACUCGAAAGCACUUGAAUUUUACGAAAAAUCGCUCAAAAUACACGGAAUAUCUCUGCCUACAAAUCAUUCCGAUUUCGCUUCUUCCUACAACAACAUCGGUGGAGUGUAUACAUACUUGGGUGAAUACUCGAAAGCACUUGAAUUUUACGAAAAAUCACUCAAAAUACACGAAAUAUCUCUGCCACCGAAUCAUCCCGCUUUCGCUACUUCCUACAACAACAUCGGUGAUGUCUACCACAACAUGGGUGAAUACUCGAAAGCACUUGAAUUUUACGAAAAAGCAAAUAACAUCUUGAAGAUAUCGCUGCCACCGAACCAUCCCUCCUUCGCUAUUUCCUACAACAACAUCGGUGAGGUGUAUCGCAACAUAGCUGAAUACUCGAAAGCACUUCCAUUUCAUGAAAAAGCAAAUAACAUCUUGAAGAUAUCUCAGCCACCGAAUCAUCCCUUACUGGCUAGUUCCUACGACCACAUCGGUCUAGCGUAUAACAAAAUCGGCGAAUACUCGAAAGCCCUUGAAUUUCACCAAAAACCACUCAAAAUACACGAAAUAUCUCUGCCUACAAAUCAUCCCGCUUUCGCUACUUCCUACAACAGCAUCGGUGGAGUGUAUAACAACAUGGGCGAACACUCGAAAGCGCUUGAAUUUUACGGAAAAUCACUCAAAAUGACGGAAAUAUCUCUGCCUGCCAAUCAUCCAGAUUUGGCUACUUCCUACAACAACAUUGGUACUGUGUAUAACAAGAUGGGAGAGAUAGAUGAAAUAUCAGCACAUGAAUCUAUCGACGAUGAUAGCGAUGCAUAG